This is a messenger RNA of Cantharellus anzutake, 1680 nucleotides long. RefSeq lists its product as uncharacterized. The transcript has 7 exons. The record is from RefSeq and is a predicted model, not a curated record. Bases 441 to 1199 code for a protein of 252 amino acids. Lineage: Eukaryota; Fungi; Basidiomycota; Agaricomycetes; Cantharellales; Hydnaceae.
UGGCGUGUAAGCCUUAUCAACUAAUUCAAUCACUCCACACAAAUGCCUCGAGGAAGGAGGAACCGAAUUGUUGGGAUUUCUUUUUGAACCCGUUCUGUCGCCGUGAUACUAUUUGUAAUGGAGUUGGGCCACAUUGUAUAAGGUCUGAAAGGGUACCUUAGAAUUGGAAACUCGUGUGAUUCGUUCUUUUUUUCAGCCUUCCUCUGAACAAGUUGUGAGUUGUGUGAAGAUCAACCCUCUUUCACUGUUUUCCUGUUAAAGAACUCCUUCCCUCGUUUUUACAUAAGACCCGAGAACCUGAACCCCCCCCCCUUUCUGGUCUUCUCUUUCACUCACCGUCAUCCCCCUCUUCCCACAACGACUUGCUGCGUUGUUUCGUCGUAGGCCUUAGCAUUCCAAAUUAGAGUGCAGACCAACUAGGAUACAACAAGACAUACACCAUGUUCAAGCACACCCUUCUCUGCUUCCUCCUCCUCAUCACUUCCGUCUUCGCCCUCCCUUCUUUCGAAAAGCGUGAGCUACGCCGUGUUGCGCCCCAGCUUCGUGCGCGUAGUGACACGAAUGCCAAGAGGCUCGCGAGGGGUUUGCCUCUAUUACCUCCAACUUUACGGCGUGGGGCUUCGCGAACUGACUCUGCCAAGAGGGCUCAGAACAGCGACACUCGAGUUUGGAAGGGCAAGAUCAAGGUUUCCAGCGUGGUGGAUCAGAACACGAUUGGUUUCCUUCAGUUGUCGGGUGACAAGAGCCGAUACAUUGUGGGCAGUGCGUCGACGGCUGAUCAAUUCACGGCUACGUUCUUCAAGCAAGGUGUCACCUCCAGUGUUACCUUUACGGAUACUAAUGCCCCUGGCUCUCAUCCCUUUUUGGCGGGGCUUAUCUCCCCUGGUGUUGAGAUCCUCGCGUCGAAUAGCAAUGCAGCUAUCGUGGGCGAUGCACCAGUGCAAACUGUUCCCGGGAGCACUCCUCAGUCCGGUGGCAGCGUUUCUAUCCCUGGAUCGCAGUACGAGACAGCGAUUUGGGAUUACACACCCUCUCCUCCAACAGCGAUACCCAAGUGGGUGAAUCACGACGGAAGCCAACCACCAAUCUCCGCCGUGUGGGACCCUGUUGGACAGACGCUGUAUCUUACUGCCAAUCCAUCUGCAGUAAUCCUUAAUCAUCCUGGAUCCCAAACCGUGGAAUUUGCUCCAAUCGGUUGAUCAAUGUCAAUUAAUUAUAGCCGAAUCAUGGACUCUAAUGGCCUGCUGCUGCAUUAAUGUAGCAUGUUGGCCGGCGCAUUUAUUGCUGCGCCUGCCCUUCGUUUAUCAUAUAUAUGGUUUUAUUUAUCUUCUGCUUACACUUCACUUGGACUGCCUUCCAUGGCUUUUCGUUACGGCUACUUAAGGGUUCUGUAAGUCGAGAUGAUGCAUGGGUUCCCAUGCAUUCAUAUUGCUUUCUUUCACUUCCCACAAGAAACUUCACUUUAAUUGCAUCCUGGGACUUGGAGCUUACUAUCAUUGCGAGUUUUUCCCUUUUCCCUUUUUCCCUCAUCUCUUUACGUGUUAUGUCCGGAGUUCGAUCACGGCAACAUCCUUGCGUUUUUUUAGCGCAUCAGGAGCCUCGUUCCGGCGUUAUUGCCUCACCUUAUGCUGGGGCAAUAACCAUUUUUGGAUCUGCAUUCUUCUUAUCAUGGAGCAACAU